CAGGUGUAACUCAGUGAAUCUGUUGAUCAAAGAUGAUGCUUUGGACAGCAAUUGCUAUCUCGGUCUUCGGACUGGUGUAUUGUCAGGGCGAGUCUUCAGGAUUGAAUGUUGGUGAAAUCGAAUGGGAGUGCACUCAAGAUCACGGACUACACCCUACCGACGGCAGAAAGUUUCUCCAGUUCGCAGGUGGAAUCCGCGAGGGUGAGGCUGUGUUUGAGGCGACUUGUCCAACUAGAUUACAGGUCUUUUCAUUCAACAAUGGCACCUGCCAGUGUCUUUAUACGCCGGAGCUCAGAGCUCUCCUGGAGCAGCCAUGUCAAGUUCGUCUUGUCGGCGACAGCGCUCCAGAGGAGUAUGAUAUCCUCAUACCUAAUCUCGACAGAGAAACCAUCGAAGAGUUAUACGUAAGAAGAUCAUGCUACGCUGUCUUACCCUCGAACAUUGUGGACUUCUUCCUUGCCCAAAACGUGAGACCCAUGUUUUUCAACAUGACUGGGUGCCGUUGUGAUUGGACGCCAGAGGCCCUUGCUAUCAGAUCUCGUCCAGUUGGUGUAGGUCAACAGUGUGAGCGAUUAGUGGACCAGAACUUCACUAAUUCGGCAGUAUCCAGUGAUGAAGUUGGAAACUGGAUUGCCGUCUUCCCCAGCUCCAGACAAAACAACGUUACCUUGUCUGAAGAUGGAAGCUUGUUUGAUGGUGAACUGGCUAUGGUUUCUUACAAGCUAAUGGGUACAGACUUUACCGACAUGAUCCUGGUUGCACGUUUCAAAGCAUCCCAAACCUCCAGCGACCAGCUCGUUUUCACCAACAUUUGCCGCGAUAAUCUUGGCGGUAGUGGAUUUGUCGAGCUGAUGUACAAUCCAAAUGCACGUCGCUAUUCUCUGCAGUUCUUUGGGUCUAACGUCGCACAGUGUACCCCACAAAAUGCACCGGGUGGAAAUGUUGACCAAGUGGCUCAAAUCAUUUACAGAAACGGAGUGGUUAGGUUGGAGGUUAAUGGUUUUGACUGUGACGUGAGCUCCCUCAACCCUGUUUCCGAUACAGUGGAUGUAGACCGUCUUAAGUUCAGUAGCGAGUGUCCCUUCCAGAUAGGUGGAGCAGUGUUCACCGAUAUUUCUCAGGCAGACUUCGGGCGAGAGGACAACAGAGUUCCACGCUUUGAUGGAAUUUUCAAACGAUUCAUGGCAGCAAGAGACUGCUCCAACCCUCCACAAAUGGUUCAGGACAGAAUCCUGGGAAAUGCAUAAAUGUCUGUGAUUUUCUUGACACAGGCUUUGCGGAUUUAAGAUAAUCUAUUGCAUCCACAAGCUCUUUACUUUUAAUUGCCUCUUUAAGUAAUGCCAACGGCUGAGAGAAGAAAAAUAACUGCAUGCUGAGUUGUUUCAUAUAGAUUUCUUCUUUACAUUUUUAAGAAAAUAUCCUUUGAUGUGGUCUCGUUGAGGUGUGAGGAAGUAUAACGAGGAAUUAUUCGUGUUUCGUAGUUUAUUAUUGGUGAGAAUCCUGAGCUCAAUGGCGCCUGGCGUAACUAUUUACAUGUCGUUUUCUCAUUCACCUGUGUUCACCUAUGCAA
Liolophura sinensis is the source of this 1570-nucleotide messenger RNA. RefSeq lists its product as uncharacterized. The transcript is spliced from 7 exons. The record is from RefSeq and is a predicted model, not a curated record. Lineage: Eukaryota; Metazoa; Mollusca; Polyplacophora; Chitonida; Chitonidae. The coding region runs from base 33 to 1247 and encodes 404 amino acids.